Molecule: messenger RNA, 1745 nt
Organism: Pogona vitticeps (central bearded dragon)
Lineage: Eukaryota; Metazoa; Chordata; Lepidosauria; Squamata; Agamidae
Source: RefSeq, a predicted model, not a curated record
ACUAAAUUUGCACUUAAGAUUCCUCCCAUGCUCUCUGCAGUUGUAGGAUUGGGAGAUUUGGUGUCUGCAGUGGGCUCCAAGUUGGAAAAUAACACCUCUCUUCCUUUACUAUCUGAAGGCUCCUCUUGCUCUUUGGGAGACUGUGCAGCAGAGGAGUUGGGAGAGUUUGCUUCUUCCAGCAGCUCCAGCUUUCGGCAAGAGGAAAGAGUUCAGUUAUGUUUCCAGCAUUUAACAGGUCAUUACUACAGAGUUGUUUUGAGGAUUUAUGGUUCUCAGAGACUGCUUCUCAUUUCCAUGUAACACUGAGAAGCCCAUAAGAAGUACGCAGACAGCGAGCAGCUGCUGAUACCAGACCUCCAGAAGAAUUGGAGAGACCAGCAAAGUGCUCUUCUCUGAAGAAAUAAAGGAUCCACAGCUAAUUAUAUUCUAUAGCUGGGUCAGUCUUUUCGCUAUCUAGGAACUACCAUCUUUCUUCUCAGUUCUGACACCCAAGAUAUGAUCUGAAGAAAUGGAGAGAGAAAAUUGCACUCCAGUCACAGAGUUCAUCCUCCUGGGAUUCUCAGACUACCCAGAGCUCCAGAUCUUCCUGUUCUUGGUAUUCCUCGUGAUCUAUAUUGUCACCUUGGUGGGGAACCUUGGGAUCAUCUUGUUAAUCAGACUUGAGUCUAGACUGCAUGCCCCAAUGUACUUCUUCCUCAGCCAUCUGUCCUUUGUUGACCUUUGCUAUUCUUCAUCUGUCACACCCAGACUGCUCAUGGGCAUCAUCUAUGAGGCAAAAGAAAUCUCUUUCUUUGCUUGUGCUGCGCAGAUGUACCUGUUUGUCACUUUUGUUGUGGCUGAGUCUUUUCUCUUGGCUGCAAUGGCAUACGAUCGCUAUGUGGCCAUUUGUAAUCCCUUAUUGUACCUGGGGAUCAUGUCAAGAAAACUCUGUGUCCAACUAGUAGCUGGUUCUUAUAUGUGGGGUGUUGUUUGUGCCUUUGUUCACACUCAUUCUGCUUUUAGGAUUGCCUUCUGUGGGCCCAAUGCCAUCCAUCACUUCUUUUGUGAUAUUUCACCUGUGUUAGCUCUUUCCUGCUCUGACACCCAAAUCAACAAGAUUCUGAUUUUCAUUUUUGCUACCUUUGUGGAAACCAGCACCAUAACAAUCAUUCUCAUGUCUUACAUUUUCAUUAUUAUUUGUGUAUCAGGGAUCCGGACCAACAAAGGGAAAUACAAAGCCUUCUCCACUUGUGCUUCACACUUCACAGCCUUCACCAUAUUCCAUGCUACCCUUCUGAUCAUAUAUUGUCAGCCUACUCAGAGACUGUCAGGGGAUAUGGACAGAGUUGCAUCUGUAUUUUACACAAUGGUGAUUCCUAUGCUGAACCCACUAAUCUAUAGCUUGAGGAACAGCGAAGUGAAGGAUGCCCUGAAAAGACUACUGGGCAGGAAAUUUGUCUCCAGGUCCACCAGUUGAACAAGUUUCUGAUAUAAACAAUUGUGAUGUGGAGGGAAGCCCCGCCGUGUAUUGUCAUAAAAAUUAUAUUGUCAUAAAAAUGUUCUUUGCACACACAAAAGGAAAACUUGCUUCUAAGGAUGGUGCUGGCGACAAAAAUGGUGAAUUCUGGACAGUACUUCCUCCUGGAGAAAUUUGGUGAAAUGGUCCCCUGAUUUCUUGGCCCACAAGUUAGAUUGGAAAUUUCAAGAGAACCUAGGGCAUUUACACAUGUACAUCUAGAAUAUAUUCAGCAGAGAGCAUUAUAAUU